GGGAAACCGUGGCGGGCCGUGGCAUGGCGCGGCUGCCGAGAGUGGCGACCCAAGCGCGGCCACUCGAGAUAACAGGACGCCGCCAGGCCCUUGCAUAAAGCACGAGCGGUGCGCCACCGCGGCAGUUCUUCUCGUUGAGUCAACAGAAAAGCUCCAGAAUGAUCGGCUGGACGAUCGCUGCCCUGCUGGCCGGCGUGGGCGUGGCCCUGUACGCCUACCUGGCCAAGGUCUUCUCGUACUGGACCAAGCGCAAGGUGCCGGGCCCCGCGCCAACCUUGCUCACGGGCAACUUCGGCUCCAACCUGAUGGGCCAGAACAGCAUCGGCGACAUCGCCGACAAGGUGUACAAGGACUACCCCAACGAGCCGGUGGCGGGCACCUUCGUCAUGAUGCAGCCCCUGCUGCACCUGCACGACCCCGAGAUCAUCAAGCAGGUGCUCAUCAAGGACUUCCAGGACUUCCACGGCCGCGGCAUCUACGUGGAGACGGAGCGCGACCCCCUGACCGCCCACCUGUUCAACCUGUCGGGCCAGCGCUGGAAGGAGCUGCGCGCCAAGAUCGCGCCCACCUUCUCGCCCAGCAAGGUCAAGUACAUGUUCGAGACCAUGAAGGAGUGCUGCAGCCAGCUGCAGGACUUCGUGGACGAGAAGAUCGCCGCCAACGGCGGCCGCUACAACGCCGACAUCCGUGAGAUGCAGGCCCGCGUGUCCACCGACGUCAUCUCCUCCGUGGCCUUCGGCAUCCAGAGCAACAGCCUCAAGACCCCCGAGUCCGAGUUCCGCCGCAUCGGCACCAAGGUGGUGGAGCCCACCGUCUUCAACAGCGUGCGCCUCAUGGUCCUGUUCUUCCUGCGCGAGGCCGCCCAGAAGUUCAAGUUCUCCAUCACCGUCAACGAGAUCGAGUCCUUCUUCACCAAGCUGGUGACCGACACCGUGGCCUACCGCGAGCAGAACGGCAUCGAGCGCGCCGACAUGCUCAACAUGCUGAUGCAGCUCAAGAACAAGGGCUUCAUCUCCAAGGACGCCAAGGAGGGCGACGAGACCGAGCCCGAGGACGGCCAGCCCCGCGGCAAGCUCACCAUGAACGAGAUGAUCGCCCAGGUCUACAUCUUCUUCAUCGCCGGCUUCGACACCACCUCCGCCACCACCUCCCUCACCAUGUUCGAGCUCACCAAGCACCCCGAGAUCCAGGACAAGAUUGUCGAGGAGGUGCAGGAGGUGCUCAAGCGCCACAACGGCGAGCUCACCUUCGACGCCGUCAGCGAGAUGACCUACCUGGACAAGGUCGUGAGCGAGACCCUGCGCAAGUACCCUCCUCUGCCGUUCCUGAACCGCGAGGUGAUGAAGGCCCGCGAGAUCCCCGGCACCAAGAUCCACGUGGAGAAGGGCACCCGCAUCAUCGUGCCCGUGCGCGCGCUGCACCACGACCCCCAGUACUACCCCGAGCCCGACAAGUUCGACCCCGAGCGCUUCAGCGACGAGGCCAAGGCCAGCCGGCCCUCGCAGGUGUACCUGCCCUUCGGCGACGGCCCCCGCGUCUGCGUGGCCCAGCGCCUGGGCUUGGUGCAGGUCAAGACCUCCGUGGCCAUGCUGCUGUCUCGCUUCCGCAUCGAGCCCAGCGAGGACACCCCCGAGGAGGUCGAGUUCGCCCCCCGCUCCUUCGUGCCCCUGCCCAAGCGCGAGCUCAGGAUGAACCUGCUGCCCAGGAACCCCAUUGCUGCCUGAACAUCUCAACGAGAUUGAUUGCCAUCGGCAGCCACUGAUGAAAAUUAAAACCGUCAUCCACUGCUA
Molecule: messenger RNA, 1790 nt
Organism: Thrips palmi
Lineage: Eukaryota; Metazoa; Arthropoda; Insecta; Thysanoptera; Thripidae
Product: cytochrome P450 6k1-like
Exons: 3
Coding region: 159-1724 (521 amino acids)
Molecular function (GO): oxidoreductase activity, acting on paired donors, with incorporation or reduction of molecular oxygen; heme binding; monooxygenase activity
Source: RefSeq, a predicted model, not a curated record